CUUUAGCCAAGCUAGGUGACGUGCCAAGAGAGCUGCCUAGGAAGCCUGGGACUCUGAGACCCGAAGGAAGAAUUAAGUCCUGACUAACAGGGUCGCCUCGGGGUGGAGUCACAAAAAGGAACUGCCAGUCUAAGAGGCAGGGCUCUGUAGCCGGAGGCGGAGCUGAGGACCGAGAGGGCUAGUCCUACGUCCUGAAGGCCCAUAGGGCUUCAGGGUCCACUGAGUAGGGAAGGUGGCGUCGGUGCACCGGACCCCCCGCGUCCGCAGGCUGCCGUCGUUGAGUCACAUUGCCGUGGUGGUGGACCAAGGCUCGGGCUUCGCCAAGGCGGGCUUUGCUGGGGAGAUCCAGCCGCGCGUGGUGCUGAAGAGCUCCAGUCUGCUGCCCAGUUGGGACCGGCCUGUGGGGCCCGGGCUGCCUGGUUGCGAGCUGGCGGGCGGCGUGGCCCGUGCCCACCCUAUCAAGCAUGGUGUGGUGGUGGACUGGGACGCAUUGGAGGGACUGUGGGAGCGCCUAAUGGUGGGAGGCCUGCAGGUCCGCCCCAAACAGUGGCCUGUGCUGGUGAGCGACUCACCGUCGGCCCCACCCGAGGGCCGAGAGAAGGUGGCCGAGCUGCUGUUCGAGGCCCUGACAGUGCCCGCGUGCCACAUGGCCAGCACGGCGCUGCUGGCCCUCUGCUCCACGGGAGCGAUCAGUGGGCUGGCUGUGGAGGCGGGCGCGGGCGUGUGCCACGCCACACCCAUCUACGCGGGUCACUCCUGGCACAAUGCCACUUUCCGUCUGAACGUGGCAGGCAGCACCCUGUCGCGCUACUUUCGAGAACUGCUGGUGGCAGCGUGCCCUGACCUUCAGCUGCAGGCCCUGCCCCGCAAGACCAUUACACAGCUCAAGAAGCGCUGCUGCUAUGUGUCGCUAGAUUUCCAGGGUGAUAUCUGUGACCCUGCCCGCCACCAGAGGGCCUGUUUCUGCCUGGGCAAUGGCAGCUAUGUGCGCCUAGGCAGCGAGCGCUUCCGGUGCCCUGAACCCAUCUUCCAGCCAAGUCUCCUAGGCCACCCUGAACCGGGGCUGCCCGCGUUGGCGUUCCAGGCGCUGCAGAAGAUACCCACACCACUGCGGCCACGGCUGGCUAAGACGGUGGUGCUGGCUGGCGGGUCCACCCUUUUCCCUGGCUUUGUGCAGCGCAUGAACCUGGAGCUGGAGGCACAGUGCCAGAGUAAUGGGCUCCAGUCCCUGCAGCCCUGCCUCGUGGCUCAGCCUGGUCGGGCCACAGCCGUGUGGACUGGAGGCUCCAUGAUGGCCUCCCUGCAAUCCUUUGAGUGCCGGUGGAUGACUCGGGCCAUGUACCAGGAGUUCGGCCCUUCUCUGGUGCGGAAAGUGUUCGACUGAGUUUUAUGCUGAACUAGAACGGAUGGUGCGCCACCAGGGGUGCUGCAGGGCCAGAGGCUGCAACUCUGUCCUAGCAUGGAGAACCAGAUAAACAGAUUCAAGUGUUCGCAGCUGGCACAGUUAUCAUAUGGGGACGGGCUGCCCUUUCCCUCUCUGGGCUAACCCUGACCUUCAUUUGCUUCCUGUUUGAAUACACA
Molecule: messenger RNA, 1581 nt
Organism: Meriones unguiculatus (Mongolian gerbil)
Lineage: Eukaryota; Metazoa; Chordata; Mammalia; Rodentia; Muridae
Gene: Actl10
Product: actin like 10
Exons: 1
Coding region: 515-1384 (289 amino acids)
Source: RefSeq, a predicted model, not a curated record